Molecule: messenger RNA, 444 nt
Organism: Rotaria sp. Silwood2
Lineage: Eukaryota; Metazoa; Rotifera; Eurotatoria; Philodinida; Philodinidae
Source: the annotation of a GenBank genome assembly
AUGGCCAAUGUACGACGUUCUCUUGCUCAAGCAGGGAUUUUCUUUGAUAAAUUAUAUAUUAAUCAAGCUUAUUUUAAUAGUAAUUUUAAUAUACAGACGUUCGAAAAAAAGCAAAAAAAAACAAAUAUUAGUUUUUGGAAUAAAUUAUUAUGCGGAUCUGAUCCUAAACGAUCUUCUACUGGAACACAAACAGUUCUAACAGUACGAGAUGAUUGUCAACAAACACCACCACUCGUAACUUUUUGUCAACGGAUGCCUCCUACUGAGAACACAUAUGAUCAUCGGCGAUGUCGUCCAUUAAAUCGAGAAUAUACUCAUAAAAAAUAUCAACAACCUGUUCGUCGUCGACGUUCAUCACACAUCACUCGACCUGUACAAAUACAACGACAAAAACAAAUGGAUAAUGAAGAUGAUGAUGAUGAAAAUGAUGAAUUUGCAGUAUGA